This is a messenger RNA of Carassius auratus (goldfish), 1800 nucleotides long. Its product is annotated as ankyrin repeat domain-containing protein 13B-like. The coding region runs from base 296 to 1720 and encodes 474 amino acids. The record is from RefSeq and is a predicted model, not a curated record. The transcript has 13 exons. NCBI's taxonomy places the organism in Eukaryota, Metazoa, Chordata, Actinopteri, Cypriniformes, Cyprinidae. Gene Ontology annotation, cellular component: cytoplasm. Gene Ontology annotation, molecular function: protein binding.
CCUCCGCGAGCGAGCGUGCGUGCAGUGCGCGCGCGCCUGAUUGAGAGGAGAGGGAGAAGAGACCAGGAGGAGUGGAGAACAGAACGGAGAACAUUCAUGCACACAGCUUUAAAUUGCCUUUCAGCAUAGACACGCGGAAUGCAAACGGCGAUGCUGGAUAUGAAAAGGGACAGAAAUGCCCUUACCGGUCGUUUCAGCAAUAAUAAUAUAGCACGCGCCCUUUAUAAAAGUAACUGAUAUCGCUUAAAAACAGGGAAAGGGAACGCGGGACAGAGCAGCGGCGAACUAUGCACUGAUGAUGAUUUCUGCCAGAAAAACUCCGGAGAAGAGUCGCUACCACCUACAUUAUCUGGUGUGGCAUAACAAACACCGGCAGCUGGAGAAAGAGCUCUCAGCGCGCGAGCAGGUUGAUUUAGAAGUGUUGGACCCACGGGGUCGGACUCCUUUGCACUUGGCCGUGACACUGGCUCAUUUAGAGUGCGCCAGUCUGUUAGUCCAGCAUGGAGCCGAUGUCAGCAGAGAAAACAGAAAUGGCUGGACAGUGUUGCAGGAGGCCAUCAGCACACGUAACCCAGAGAUGGUGCGGUUGGUGCUGCGUUACCGCGACCAUCAGCGCAACACUAAGAGACUGGCAGGGAUCCCAUGCCUGCUAGAGAGACUCCGACAGGCGCAGGACUUCUACGUGGAGAUGAAAUGGGAGUUUACGAGUUGGGUUCCGCUCGUGUCUCGUAUCUGUCCGAGUGACACAUAUCGGGUAUGGAAGAGCGGUCAGUGUUUGAGGGUGGACACAACGCUCAUGGGCUUUGAGCAAAUGACCUGGCAAAGAGGCAAUCGCAGCUUCAUAUUCAAGGGUCAAGACUCCAGCGCUAUGGUAAUGGAAGUGGAUCAUGACAGACAGCUGGUGUUUUGUGAGACGCUGCCGUGCCUCUCUUCCUCUCCCACCUCGCCCUCCAACAGGCCUUGCACAACUGCUUCGAACCUUCUGGGGGCGCUGCAACCCAGCGAAGAACAGGUGGCGGCCCGUCUAUCCACUCCCGUGGUGGCCACGCAGCUAGAUACAAGGAACAUCUCCUUUGAGAGGAAUAAAACGGGCAUUCUUGGCUGGCGUAGUGAGAAAACGGAGAUGGUGAAUGGGUACGAAUCAAAGGUUUACUGUGCUUCUAAUGUUGAGCUUAUCACACGAACACGUACUGACCAUCUCACCGAGCAGCACAAAACAAAACCCAAAGGCGGCAAGACUCCUCUCCAAUCCUUCCUGGGUAUCGCUGAACAGCACGUAGGGCCUAACAACGGACACACUAUGGUGACUCAGAUAUCAUGCCCUGCAACGAACCCUUUGGCCGUGACGGCUGAGGAGUACUUUAAUCCCAACAUGAGUCAGAGAGACAUCGGCCAGCCCUGUCACCUCACCACCAAAACACAAAGGUUCAAAGCCAAGAUGUGGUUGUGUGAAUCACACCCUUUAUCUCUGUCGGAGCAGGUAGCUCCUAUCAUCGACCUCAUGGCCAUCUCCAACACACUGUUCGCCAAGCUUAGGGACUUCAUCAACUUACGCCUGCCUCCUGGCUUUCCUGUCAAGAUAGAAAUUCCUAUCUACCACAUCCUGAAUGCUCGGAUCACCUUUGGGAACCUGAAUGGUUGCGAAGAGGGUGGUUUGCCCCGAGUGGAUGCUGAAGGGGACGGACAGAAGGACUAUCAUACAAACAGCACAUUUCACUGAAAGAGAAAAAGGUAGAAGACCACUCCUCUCCAUGCUCCGGGCAGGGUGGCCCCUCUUAUCAACAGGAUCAGCAACACUAG